Molecule: messenger RNA, 1581 nt
Organism: Lodderomyces oxycetoniae
Lineage: Eukaryota; Fungi; Ascomycota; Pichiomycetes; Serinales; Debaryomycetaceae
Gene: PHR1
Product: Phr1p
Exons: 1
Coding region: 1-1581 (526 amino acids)
Biological process (GO): fungal-type cell wall organization; fungal-type cell wall (1->3)-beta-D-glucan biosynthetic process
Cellular component (GO): plasma membrane
Molecular function (GO): 1,3-beta-glucanosyltransferase activity
Source: RefSeq, a predicted model, not a curated record
AUGAAGUUUUCCUAUACAAUCCCACUAUCCUUAUUCCUUGUAAGCUCAGUUACUGCAAAGUUUGAAGAUACUACCCCGCCAAUUGAGAUCGUGGGUAAUAAGUUCUUUUACUCCAAUAAUGGCUCACAGUUUCUUAUGCGCGGUAUUGCUUAUCAAGAGGACUCUUCACAGCUUUCAAAUAGCCAAGACAUUUAUAAAGACCCGUUAGCAGAUGUCGAGUCUUGUAAGAGAGAUGUUGUGCAUUUAAAAGCUUUAAACACCAAUACUAUUCGUGUUUAUGCGGUUGACCCCACAUUGGAUCACGACGAGUGUAUGCAAUUAUUGAGUGAAGCAGGUAUUUAUGUUGUUGCUGAUUUGUCACAGCCUCAGAACUCAAUAAAUAGAAACGAACCUGCUUGGGAUAUUGCUCAUCAUGAUAGAUACAUUUCUGUUAUUGACAAAUUUAGCCAAUACUCUAACGUUUUGGGUUUUUUUGCUGGUAAUGAAGUCACUAACAACCGUUCAAAUACCGAUGCUUCUCCAUUUGUUAAAGCCGCAGUUCGAGAUAUGAAGAAGUAUAUUGCCGAUUCUGAUGGAAUGAGAAAAAUCCCAGUUGGAUAUAGUUCAAAUGAUGAUGAAGAUACACGAGUUGCAAUUGCAGAUUAUUUUGCUUGUGGAUCUGUUGAAGAAAGAGCCGACUUUUUUGGUAUUAAUAUGUAUGAAUGGUGUGGAAACUCAACAUAUGAGUUGAGCGGGUAUAAAGAUCGAACUGAGGAAUACUCAAAUUUGCCAAUUCCAAUUUUCUUUUCCGAGUAUGGUUGUAAUGUUGAAAGACCAAGAUUGUUUACUGAAGUGCAGGCUUUGUAUAGUCCUAUUAUGUCCGACAUCUGGUCUGGUGGUAUCGUUUACAUGUAUUUCGAAGAAGAAAAUGACUAUGGGUUAGUUUCAGUCAAUGGAAAUAGUCUUUCCAUUUUGGAUGAUUACAAGUAUUACAGUUCAGAGAUCAAUAACAUUAGUCCAAGUUAUGCUCGCGCUUCGGAUCAGGAUACUGCGACUUCGACCAUAACAUGUCCAAAUUCUGAUAAAUCAACAUGGCAAGCGUCUCCUAAUUUACCGCCAACACCAGAUAGCGAAUACUGUGAUUGUGUUGCUAGAUCUUUUGGUUGUGUUGUUCAAGAUAACGUUGACGAAGAGGAUUAUGGAACAUUGUACGGUGAUGUUUGCGGUAGAAUCGAUUGCUCAGAUAUAGGAGCCGAUGGUGUUAAGGGUACUUAUGGUGAUUAUUCGUUUUGCUCGGCAAAGGAUAAAUUAUCAUACGUGUUGAAUUUAUAUUAUAUUGACCAAGGUCAAAACAGUUUUGCUUGUGACUUUGGUGGCAAGGCUUCAGUAAAUAGAAAUGCAGAAGCUUCUUCAACAUGUGGGCUUGGAUCAACUAGAAGAGCUUCAAGUGCAAGCGCAGGGGACUCCACCUCCACAUCUACAUCAUCGGGUUCUCGUUCAAACAGUGCACGGGUCAAUGCUGAAACAAUGUCAAACAUGAAGUUGAUGUCCUUGGUUGUGUUUGUUACUGCAUUGGUAGGAGGUGCUACAAUUGUAUUCUAA